GCAGAGCGGCCAUGGCGUGUCAAGUGGCGGUGUCCCCGUCCAGGUCCUCCUUCGCCAUGCUCACCGGCGUUACGGCUGGCUCUCGAAAGCUCGCUGCGGCCGCCACCGCUGGAAAUCGUAGUAGGGUUGAAAUCCCAGAGAAAGUCAACGUUCCUCGGCACAGACACGCGGAAGUCACGCACACCCUCCCGCCGCAGAAGCUCGAGAUCUUCAAAACCCUUGAGAAAUGGGCGGAAUCCGACCUCCUCCCCCACCUGAAGCCCGUCGAUGACUGCUGGCAGCCGCAGGACUUCCUUCCCGACCCCACCUCCGAGAGCUUCCACGACGAGGUGGCGGAGCUCCGCCGCCGCUCCCGCGACCUCCCUGACGACUACCUCGUCUGCCUCGUGGGCGACCUGGUCACAGAGGAGGCGCUCCCCACCUACCAGACCUUCCUGAACAACCUCGACGGCAUCCGCGACGAGACGGGGGCCAGCCUCACGCCAUGGGCCGUCUGGACCAGGGCCUGGACGGCGGAGGAGAACCGCCACGGCGAUCUCCUCAACAAGUACCUGUACCUCACCGGCCGCGUCGACAUGAGGAAGAUCGAGAAGACGAUUCAGUACCUGACGCGUGCCGGAAUGGAUUUCCGGACGGAGAACAGCCCGUACAGCGGUUUCAUCUACACGUCGUUCCAGGAGCGGGCCACGUCCAUCUCCCACGGCAACACGGCGCGGCUGGCGAAGGCGCACGGCGACGCGGAGCUGGCUCGGAUCUGCGGCACCAUCGCGGCGGACGAGAAGCGGCACGAGGCGGCCUACGCCAAGAUCGUCGAGAAGCUGUUCGAGGUGGACCCGGACGGAACCGUCCUGGCCUUCGCUGACCGGAUGAGGAAGAAGGUCUCCAUGCCGGCAUGCCUCAUGUUCGACGGCCGCGACGGCGACCUCUUCGCGCACUUCUCGGCGGUGGCACAGCGGGUGGGCGUGUACACCGCCAAGGACUACGCCGACAUUCUCCAGUUCCUCAUCCGGCGGUGGAAGGUGGAGGAGCUGCCGGGGCUGUCGCCGGAGGGGAGGGCGGCGCAGGAAUUCUUGUGCGGCCUGGCUCCAAAGAUCAGGAGGGUGGAGGAGAGGGCGCAGGCGAAGGCCAAGUCCAAGGGCGCGGCGGCGGCGGCGCGCGGCAUCGCAUUUAGUUGGAUCUUUGACAGGGAAGUGCAGCUCUAGUCCACCGUCAUAUCAUUAAGCGUGUUAUAUUAAUUGUCCAAAUUUCACUUUGCCUCCUAAAGUUUAUAUCUUGUUCAAA
Zingiber officinale is the source of this 1281-nucleotide messenger RNA. Its product is annotated as stearoyl-[acyl-carrier-protein] 9-desaturase, chloroplastic-like. The record is from RefSeq and is a predicted model, not a curated record. Gene Ontology annotation, molecular function: stearoyl-[ACP] desaturase activity. Gene Ontology annotation, biological process: fatty acid metabolic process. Gene Ontology annotation, cellular component: chloroplast stroma. The transcript has 3 exons. The coding region runs from base 12 to 1202 and encodes 396 amino acids. NCBI's taxonomy places the organism in Eukaryota, Viridiplantae, Streptophyta, Magnoliopsida, Zingiberales, Zingiberaceae.